CCUCAAUCUAGACUUCCCUCUGCAUUUUCACGUAUCAGGCAUAGUUGGUAGAGAAUUGGAUCGGAGCAGUUAUUGUAGAAUGGGCAAUUGCAGCUCCGGCAAUAUGGGGCAGGUACAGACGGCGAAGCUUAUUCUGGAAGAUGGACAGCUCCGGGAGUUCCCUAACCCGGUGAAGGUUUCCUACUUGUUGCAGAAGUACCCGAUGUGUUUUAUCUGUAACUCCGACGAGAUGGACUUUGACGACUUCAUGAUGGCUAUUGACGAGGACGAAGUGUUACAGCCGGGUCAGCUCUAUUUCGCUUUGCCGUUGAGUCGGUUGAAUCACCCCUUACGGGCCGACGAGAUGGCCGCAUUGGCAGUGAAGGCCAGCUCGGCGCUUAUGAAAAGUGGCUGCUGUGAGAAAUACAUUUCCCGCCGGACACAGAUUGUGGUUGCCGGCGACGAAAGCUCCAAGUCGUGUCGGACAGUGUCUCACAGUCACAGAGUCAGUGGCGCACGUGGUGUAGGUCGAUCAAAAAUAGGAAGGAGAAGUGGCGGUAGUGGUGACCGUUGGGCCAAGUCAACGACGACGUUGGGCACAAUACCGGAAUAGGGCUAGUUUGGGGAGAAAAUGUCCGCCGGUGAUUUUGUUUCGUUGUAAAUAACUAUAACUAGAUCGAUGUGUCCUUUCCAACGAAAAAAGAAAAACCAACAAUCCAACAUUGUAGAGGUGUUAGUCCGCGGAACAAUGAAAGCGAUCAGAUUUCAUUGAGACGGACCAAGUCUUCAUGGCAGCUCUGUUCAAUCGUUGGCUCUGAUUUUCGAGAGUCCCAUGCAUUUUUUUGUAUUGCUUUAUAAUUUUUAAUCCCUACAUUAUUCGAUUUA
Messenger RNA from Prosopis cineraria, 864 nucleotides. RefSeq lists its product as uncharacterized. The record is from RefSeq and is a predicted model, not a curated record. Bases 80 to 592 code for a protein of 170 amino acids. The transcript has a single exon. NCBI's taxonomy places the organism in Eukaryota, Viridiplantae, Streptophyta, Magnoliopsida, Fabales, Fabaceae.